AUGGAGGACACCGAAGCCUUUGUGCUGAAGCAGCUUCUGGAAUUCCUGACCUUUGCAGCGUGGCUCUGUGCUGCCCUUUGGGGUUUCUCUCAACAAGAGAGGAACAGGCUCACCUUCCUGGAGUCCGAGAGGUCUGAAUCCUUCGCGAUGCUGGUGGCGCUCUUGAGGCUGGAUGCGAACGUCAGCAUCGGCGACUUGCAGGUGAAUGACCUCCCAGAGCCACUGCAGGUCUUCUUCCAAGGAGAGCUCACAGAGGCAACGGCGGAUCCUUUUAUCCAGCUGCCCAAGAUGUACUUGGAGAUCUUGAAGGACGUGCGCAAGAGGCCCUGUAGCGCCUGCGGGCGAGUGCCGGAAGAGCCGGCGCUGUGCCUGCUGUGUGGCGCAUUGGUGUGCUUGGGCAGCAAGGCCUGCCGAGGUGCCGAUCCGCUCGAGGGCCAAUGCACGGAACAUGCCCGGCGCUGCAGCUCGGGGCAGUCGCUCUUCCUUCUGCCGUUCAUGGCGCAGAUCCUGGCCGUCAGCGCCCCGGACUGCUGCCUUUGGGACUGCCCGUAUGUGGACAAGAACGGGGAGCACAAUCCCUACUUGCGCAGACCCUGCGCCAUGAGCUUGACGCUCGACGUGCGGUGCUGGGAUUCCUUACGUCAGAUCUUCACCAAGUCGGCGGUACGGCGCGAGAUCUUUCUGUACAACGAGAAGACUGGCCAGUACAUCCCGAACGCGCUCUGA
This is a messenger RNA of Effrenium voratum, 726 nucleotides long. Lineage: Eukaryota; Dinophyceae; Suessiales; Symbiodiniaceae. The record is from the annotation of a GenBank genome assembly.